CGUUUGCUUGUAUCUAGACUUCCUCAUCUGCCUGCUUUAUGCAAGUCAAAUGUCUAUUCUAGAUUACUACGAGCUUCUCUAUCUAUCGUAAAUUAUCUGGUUUGUGUAUCUGUAUAAUCGUCUACUUUUCUUCUCCCUCGACCUUUUCCAUUCCCCAGAGCAAAUCUUUGUAGAAAUAUAUAAAGAUUUAUGGAAGGUGGAAGUUGGAAUACAAGUAAAGACGAAGAACAGCAUCUAUUUCAUGUGGUGUACAAGGUUCCUUCUGGUGACACUCCUUAUGUUCGAGCUAAGCAUGCCCAGAUAGUGCAAAAGGAUCCAGAAGCUGCUAUCGUGUGGUUCUGGAAGGCCAUAAAUGCAGGAGAUAGGGUAGACAGUGCCCUAAAGGACAUGGCUGUGGUGAUGAAGCAGUUAGAUAGAACUGAAGAGGCCAUUGAAGCCAUUAAAUCUUUUCGAGUUCUUUGCUCCAAAAGCUCCCAAGAAUCAAUCGACAACAUUCUCAUUGACUUGUACAAGAAAUGCGGGAGAAUAGACGAACAAAUAGUGAUGUUAAAACAGAAGCUAAGGAUGAUUUAUAGAGGAGAGGCAUUCAAUGGAAGGCCUACCAAAACGGCUAGAUCUCAUGGCAAGAAGUUUCAGGUUUCUGUCAAGCAAGAAACCUCCAGAAUACUGGGGAACUUGGGGUGGGCGUACAUGCAGAAAUCAAACUAUAUGGCAGCAGAGGUUGUAUACAAAAAGGCACAGAUGAUUGAUCCCGAUGCUAACAAGGCUUGUAACUUGGGCUACUGUCUCAUCAAGCAGGCCCGAUACGACGAGGCCCGUUCAGUCCUUGAAGGUAUACAGCAGGGCACAACCCCUGGUUCUGAUGACAUGAGAACAAGGAGGAGGGCCGAAGAAUUACUUGCAGAAUUGGAACUGAACCGGCCAGAAAUAGUGGCAUCAGAUAUAAUGGGACUUGAUCUUGAUGAAGAUUUUGUUGAUGGGCUUGAGAAAUUAAUGAAUGCAUGGGGGUCAAGUAGACCAAGAAGGCUUCCUAUUUUCGAAGAAAUGGCUCAAUCUAGAGAUCAGUUGGCCUGUUAAAUUUGUUUGUCCAACUUUUGAUUAUUAGCUAGCUUUGAAUAAGAGUGAGUGGUGUGAAAAAUAGAAGACAAAUAACUCUCAGUGUUAGGCUGUAACUUGCAUGUAAUAUGUGUGAAUAGGAUGAAAAUUAUUGUGAGGGUGGGUUGGGGUAUCUAUCAAGGUGGCCUACUGGCCUGGCCUCCGCAGUCAUUUCUUAAAUAAAAUAAUACA
Daucus carota subsp. sativus is the source of this 1287-nucleotide messenger RNA. Its product is annotated as protein SULFUR DEFICIENCY-INDUCED 1. The record is from RefSeq and is a predicted model, not a curated record. The transcript has 4 exons. The coding region runs from base 190 to 1077 and encodes 295 amino acids. Lineage: Eukaryota; Viridiplantae; Streptophyta; Magnoliopsida; Apiales; Apiaceae. Gene Ontology annotation, molecular function: protein binding.